Molecule: messenger RNA, 609 nt
Organism: Colletotrichum phormii
Lineage: Eukaryota; Fungi; Ascomycota; Sordariomycetes; Glomerellales; Glomerellaceae
Exons: 2
Biological process (GO): D-amino acid catabolic process
Cellular component (GO): cytoplasm
Molecular function (GO): FAD binding; D-amino-acid oxidase activity
Source: RefSeq, a predicted model, not a curated record
CUGAGAUCCAAGCUCCUAAAUAUUGGGUCUGCGUUCUCUCGCCCGGAUGCUAGGGUUGUUUUCAACUGUACUGGCAACAGCUCAAAAGACCUGCCAGGUGUUGAGGAUUCCAAACGUUAUCCGACCAGAGGCCAAAUCGUGUUGGCCAAGGCCGCUCAUGUGCAGAAAAAUAUUAUGCGACAUGGCAGAAACUAUAAGACGUACAUCAUUCCAAGACCCUGGUCAAACGGAAAUGUAGUUCUCGGAGGAUAUAUGCAGAAGGGUGUUGGAACGAGUGACACUUUUGCAUACGAGACCGAGUCCAUUCUGCAACGAACAUCUGCUCUUCAAGUUAGCAGCGAGCUUACCGAAGCCGAGCCAGAGGUGCUCGCUAGCUUUUCCGGUCUUCGGCCUUCGCGCGAGGGUGGUGCCAGAGUCGAGCUGGUCGAGCUGAUUGUCGAUGGCCAGACGCGUGUUCUUGUCCACAACUACGGGGCGAGCGGCACGGGCUUCCAGGCCGGAUAUGGCAUUGCGUUGGAGGCUGUCGAAGCCAUUGAAGAUGUUCUGCAAGGCAUUGCGCAGAAUCAUACUGGAGCUAAACUUCGACGUUUCGAUAUCAAUUCGAGUUGA